AUGCUCAACCUCGAGGUGGUACGUGUGGCUGGUGAUGACAAGAGAGUGCAUUGUCUCCCCUUGGCGGAUAUAGUUGACAUCAACAUGAGUGACCGGAUCGGCAAAACGCCGCUGAUUGUUGCAGCAUGGAAGGGUCGCCAGGAUGUCUUUGGCUUCCUGGUUGGUAGAGGAGCUGAUGAGUCGGUCACAGACGCCUAUUCCAACAACAUCCUUCACUGGGCGUGUCACGGAGAUAUUGUUGAUAUCAACAGUAGAGGUAAGUAUGACAGGACGCCAGUGAUGGUUGCCGCCGAGUUUGGACAUAUUGACGUCCUCGAGCUGCUGGUGAGGGAAGGAGGUGACGUGAAUCUCCGGUCUGAUGCAGGCAAUACCAUCCUCCAUGCAGCGUGUCUUGGAGGGUACGUCAAGGUGGUGUCACACGUCCUCACGACGACACACGUCGAUAUCAACGCCCAGGGUAUUAGGGGCGGACCCUUUGAUGUUAGCGGCAUGGAAGGGGCACCAAGAUGUGUUUGA
Haliotis rubra (blacklip abalone) is the source of this 516-nucleotide messenger RNA. RefSeq names its product serine/threonine-protein phosphatase 6 regulatory ankyrin repeat subunit C-like. Gene Ontology annotation, molecular function: protein binding. Lineage: Eukaryota; Metazoa; Mollusca; Gastropoda; Lepetellida; Haliotidae. The coding region runs from base 1 to 516 and encodes 171 amino acids. The record is from RefSeq and is a predicted model, not a curated record. The transcript has 2 exons.